UGACAGACAGAAAUGGCACUGACAGUUUUGUGCAUGAUUUUGUUGUUAAAUUGUGUAACAUCAGACGUGCCUUAUAAAGAACUAUAUUAUGAUCAAAUUGUUGAUCAUUUCAACUACAUUUCAUAUGGACAACAGAGGUUUAAACAAAGAUAUUUGAUUCAGGAUAAAUGGUUUGAUCCUGCAAGCAAGGGCCCAAUAUUUUUCUACACUGGUAAUGAAGGUCCUAUUACAUCAUUCUGGAAUGCAACUGGUUUUAUAUUUGAUAUUGCUCCACAGUUUAAUGCCUUGGUUGUCUUUAUAGAACAUAGAUAUUAUGGUAAAAGUUUACCAUUUGGAGCUGAUAGUUUUAAAGAUAAGAACUAUGGGUUAUUAACUAUAGAACAGGCUAUGGCAGAUUUUGCUGUUUUAAUAACUGAUAUAAAACAUAACCAAUAUAAAGCUAACAAAUCACCCAUUAUAACAUUUGGAGGAAGUUAUGGUGGUAUGCUAAGUGCUUAUAUGAGAUUUAAAUAUUCUAACAUCAUUGCUGGAGCUAUAGCUGCUAGUGCACCAAUCUAUAUGCUAUCACCCAAAUGUGAUCCAACUCAAUAUUUUGUUAGAGUUACUGAGGAUUUUAAACAGUCUAAUCCCCAAUGUUCAGCUAAUGUUAGAAAAGCUUUUACUGUCAUGGAGAAUAUGGUACAGAGUGGACAAGCAGAGAAAGUUUCUGAGAAAUUACACCUAUGUGAAACAUUUAAUUCUACUGGGUACAACCAAGUAAUAGGAUGGAUAAGAAAUGCUUUUGUAUCUCUGGCCAUGUUUGAUUAUCCAUAUCCAACUAAUUUUAUGGGACAGUUUCCUGCUUUUCCUGUGGAUGUUUCCUGUAGUUAUAUUGUCAAUUCAACAGAUCUGGUUUCUAGCUUGGGUCAAAUGGUUGCAUUAUUCUAUAAUGGUACAAAUGGAUCUAAGAAAUGUUUUGAUAUUUGGACUGAGUAUGUAGCUUGUGCUGAUCCUAGUGGUUGUGGUCUGGGUCCAGAUAGUCAUGCUUGGGACAUUCAGGCAUGUUCAGAAGUACCAAUGUAUUUUAGUACAGAUGGUGUAGAAGAUAUGUUUCCUCCAAUGAAGUAUGAUGCUGCUAUGAGGAGAAAGUACUGUCAGAAGAAAUGGGGUAUUACACCUAGAGAUGGUUGGGUCAAUACAUUAUUUUGGGGCAUAGAUAUACUAGGAGCAUCUAAUAUAUUGUUUUCAAAUGGUGGUAAAGAUCCAUGGGCUUUUGCAGGGGUGUUACAUAAUUUAUCAGAUAAUUUAACUAGUGUAAUAAUACCUGAUGGUGCUCAUCAUUUAGAUUUAAGGGGAGCUAAUCCUCGAGACCCACCUGACGUAUUUAAGGCUAGAGAGCUAGAAAAGUAUUAUAUAAGAUUAUGGAUUAAUACAGCCUAUAACAAAGAAAAUCAAAAUUCUAAAAUCUAACUACCUCCCAAAACAACAUUCAUUGUGACUGUAUUAAAGUCUUGUGCCAGAGCUUUCGUAACUUUGUCAUUAGUUCAACCUUUACUCUCAAAACAACAUUCAUUGUGUCUAUAUUAAAAUCUAACCCCCACCCAAAACAACAUCAUUAUGUCAACAGUUACCGGUGUCUUGUCUAUUAAUGUUACUAGUAGGCUACGAAUUCACAUAAUUAAACGGAUUUAUGAAUGAAAAAUCAAAUUUUUUACUUUAACAAAAAUAUAUGGAUAUAGAUAUAUGGAUUUAUGUUCGUCCGUUCGGGGUCCAAUCCCGUUUACUUAAAGUAACAGAUUUCAUGUGUUCAUGAACAAGCUAUUUACGAGGAUUAACACAAGUGUAUUCGAUUAAUGAAAAUUAUGAAUAACUGUGCCGAAAUGAAUAUAUGCCUUAUAUUACUGUGCCCAAAGAGAGUGUGUUUCAAACAAAGAAUACGUGCCUGAUUAAAUCUGUGCUGAGAUGACCAUGCCUAAAUGACCCAUGCUUAACCUAAAUGUUUGUGCCUAACUGCCUUGUGAAUAGUCGGCAUUUUUAAUAUAUCAAAAUAGCAUUCAGAU
Lottia gigantea (owl limpet) is the source of this 2039-nucleotide messenger RNA. RefSeq lists its product as hypothetical. The transcript is spliced from 12 exons. The record is from RefSeq and is a predicted model, not a curated record. Gene Ontology annotation, molecular function: dipeptidyl-peptidase activity; serine-type exopeptidase activity. Bases 13 to 1449 code for a protein of 478 amino acids. Gene Ontology annotation, biological process: proteolysis. NCBI's taxonomy places the organism in Eukaryota, Metazoa, Mollusca, Gastropoda, Lottiidae.